AUGCCACGUAAACGCACCAUCGAAGAAGAUGAGAAUGAUGAAACCAUUCCUUGGAGCGACCAUCUAGUCGCUGGAUUGAAAGCCGAGCUUGACCGGCGUCACCUCUCCAAAACCGGUAGGAAAGCAGACUUAGUAGCACGUCUUCAAGCAUCCGAUAAUGGAACUUUGAUCAUUGAACCCGAAGCUCCUAUUGUCCAAAAUCCUCCUGCCGAAGCGGGUCCUUCUUCUACUUCCGAUGCACCACCAAAGAAGAAGAGAGCUAAGAAGGAAAAGAGUCCAGAUGUGGUCAUUGAAGGUCAAUUUGCGUCCGAACUCAUCAUUUAUCAAAACAUCGAUACGCGUACAGGCGAGAGACGCGAGAAACCUUUCGUCGCAGAACCCGAUGCCAAGUUUAAGGAUAAGGUCAAGCGUAUCCGAAAGGAACGUAUGUUCAUGUUGAAUCGUCAGAAAGAUGUUGAUGCCAAAGGAAGAAGUUGCGAGAAUUUCGAUAUCGCUGGUAGUACCGGUAACAUCUAUCAAACCAAAAUCGGACGUACACCAACAUGUACUUGUAUGGAUGCCAGAAUUCGUGGUCAGAAGUAUGCAUUAAUCAUCAUCUACAAAGCACCUAUGCACCUCUGUUACCAACAAGCAUUUCUAUCCCAUGAACUCGAAUCCAUUUGGGCCAAUGCACCUAUCACACGUGCCCCGGAUGGACACAAUCACGACCACAAAGCCGAAAACGAAGACGAAACCAUCUACAACGGCAAACGCAAACCCAUCGACGGCGAAUGUCCAAUCUGUGUCUUCGAAAUGGAACCCGGCGAAGAAAUCGUUUGGUGUAAAGCAGCCUGCGGUCAGAACUUCCACAAAGAAUGUUUCAAUCAAUGGAAAGCUAGUAAGCACGGUGGACUUGUCACUUGUGUUUAUUGUCGUACACCGUGGCAAGAGGAUGAUGCGACUCCUAGACCUGUGUCGGGUAGCUUGGCUGCGCUGAAAGAUGUUGCGCCGAAAAUUGGUAGUUAUAAGAAUAUUGGUAAUAUGCCUAUGUAUUCUCAGGAGGCGAAGGAGAAAAUGAUGGAUUGA
Molecule: messenger RNA, 1065 nt
Organism: Sclerotinia borealis F-4128
Lineage: Eukaryota; Fungi; Ascomycota; Leotiomycetes; Helotiales; Sclerotiniaceae
Source: the annotation of a GenBank genome assembly